UAUCAAAACCAGAAGAAGAAAACGAAGAGAAGCGUAAGAGCAGCAGUAGUAGCAAAAGGAAGGAAAAUUAUAUUGCCCUAGACGUAUCUUGGUGCGAUUCACCGUUGUCGUCGUCGUUUUUCCAUUGUGUAGUGGGAAUUAUUUUUGCAGAAUUCGGAACUAGCUAGUGGAUUAAUCUGAGAUAAGCUAUUCCGACUCGAUUGGCUGUAUCGUGGUUUUCAGUGCGUGUGUGCAGCCGAGUGUUUUCCCGUUUUUUUUUUCUACCAUCUUCCUCUUUCUCUUCGGUGUAUGAUGGUGGCGCAGGAAGUGUAAAUCUUUGCCAUCAGCAGCAAAAGAAAAAGCGCCGCGGAUUGCAUGAUAUUUUUUGCAAAUUUUUUGCUAAUGUAGUCGCGAAAAAGGUACUUUAGUGAGUAAAAAUCCGUGUGAAGUGUGCUGCUGAAUGAAGAGAAGGCAACUCCUUGAACGGGAGUUUGUGUGAAAAUUUUCUUUUUCUCUGCUGUCGAGCAUUGGUCGAAGCAGCAGUAGUAUCGGUUGGAGGAGGAACGAGCAGAAAUUUUCUGACUGACAGUAGAGAAAGACUGCAAGAAAAAGAGUUUGCGGAGCACCCCUUAGAAAAACAAGAAGAGUCAGCCAGCAAGGCAGAACAAAAAGAAAACGGACAAAAACGACGAUCUCUUGAGGACGGAUUGGGAUAAAGAGUAAAAAGAGGAUUUUAUAGCUUUCGUUUUCCACUGGUUUCGGUCGAUCGUUGCACUAUUCGAUUACCUUAUGAAUAGUAGAGUUUGUCGGGCCAAUUCUGCCGAUUGACGUUUGUUUCUGUGAAAAUACAGAAAAUUCUAAAACUAAAGCAGGAUCCACAUAGCAAUCAAGUGAAUUGCACCCAAACAUCAUAUUGGUAAGGCCUGCACUCGAAUGUUUUUACGUAGAUUACUCGUCCUUAUGCGGGAAGAAAUAGCAAAUGCAAAUACAGCCAGGAGCCGCUGAGCUAAAAAUUUGACAGCGGUAGAGCCUACCAGAUCCAGCAUUGGCACCCUUGGACAACAGUUCCGACCAGCGACAAUAGCAAUCACAACAGAAAAAAGCCCCUCUGGCCCGGUUGUCAUCAAAUGUGCUGCUGGAAAUGAUUAAUACAAAGGACGAAGUCGUAAACUGGUUCAAUAAGUUAAAGAGCUACAACCGGAUAGAUACGAUGUGCACCUUGCUCAACAUGUGCCUUCCAUUCGAGCUACGCUUUCUAGGAACGUGUCUGGAGGAACUAGGCAGACGUGAUGCUCAGGAGCUCCGCGGCAUCGAGCUGCGGGUAAACAAUCCUUUGGAAUUUAUUUCGGAUAUCGCUUCCUGCCAAAGCGGAGAACCCACGGAUCGGAAGAAUCGGCGCAAAAUGGCCCUUUUCCUAGCGUUGAUUAGGGCCUGUAAUCACACCUGCGUGAACGAAUUGUUUAAAACGCUCGAAGGCUGGGGGACCCGGGAUUUCGCUCGACUUUUCGACGAAGAUGUGCUGCAGGAACUACUGCUGGUAUAUACGAUGGCAACAAAUCAUCCGGUGUUCUCGUUUGAACAACGCAUGAAAUGUGGCGACAUUUUCAACAAGCUUAAAACUUGUGAACUGAAACCGUCGAGUCAACACGAACCGGACAGUAUGGCAAACUCGACGCCUCCUCCGAGUGCAGGAACGCCAUUGGGUCUGCCUCCGUCACAUCAGCAGCAGCAGCAACAACCACAACAUCAUCCGGUUACGCCUCAGCAGCAACAGAUGCAAAUGCAAAUCCCAAUGUCGAAUCAGCAGACUGGUCCUUUGGCACCGCCGCAGCAAACGUCGAUGCCGAUCCCGGGUUUCCCGCAGCCUGCUCUAGCACAGAUGAUCCCUGGUGAUGGCAGCAUGCCGGCGCAUAUGACAGUCGAAGGCCUCCAGCAGAUGCAGAUGCAGAUACCUCAGGACUUUACGAUGCCACCACCAUCGACCGUGCCGCCUCACUGGACGCUUCGCAACCCUUUGUUCCAGACUUCUUUUCCACCUCCAUCAUCGUCGCCACAUUUGAGCAAUCCAUCGUCGCCAAUCCAUAGUCGCACGGCGAGUCCGACGAGGAUUCCUGCCAGCAGUGUGCAGCAUCGAAUCAGUCGAAAUCAACAGCCAACCCCAGUCGAGCAACAGCAAACGCAACGGCAGCAUCAGCAGCAGCAGCAUCAUCACCAGCAGGACCAUCGAGAUCGCGAGCAGCAGUCUUUAAAAUCAGUUGAUGAGUCGGUACUGUUAGGGGUGGAUCAAUCUAUGGCAUUGACUCAGCUUCAGCAACUGCGCAACGGUUAUCGGCCCAGCCACAAUACGCUGCCACGACAGUCCAAUAAGCAGAGUUAUGUCAAUCAGAUCCAGUACCAUCACCAACAGCAACAGCAGGCUCAUCAGCAACAGCAGCAACAACAACAACAACAGCAGCAGCAUCAGCAUCAACAAUCCAGCUUUCACAGUUCAAGCACUGGCCUGGGAUUGUCUUAUACGUUGAAUAAUAUAAGUCUGAUUGACUUGACACAAAAGUCUAGCAGUGAUUCUGGUAGUUCGACUGGGGAAAUUUCUCCUCCGGAGACUCCUGGCUUGCAUGUGGGACCUUCGAACAAUAUAAGUGGACUGGUUCGAAGCAGAUCGUCGAAUAUGGGCAGGAUCAAUGGGCGUCCGGACAAGCAGCAACAAUUAGGUAGUACUGUGAUAUAUACUCAAACAACAGCGCAGCAGCAGGCUUCUGUUCAGUCCCAGCAGCAGCAGUUCGUCGGCGGUAGUAACGAUAUAAUGGUAACAUCCGCUACACAAAAUUUAAUUAGUAAUAGUAAUAAUAAUAACAAUACUAUGAAUAAUAGCAAUGGAAAUAACAAUAGCGUUGUGUCAAACGCUUUAUUAAUAGGAGCCCCGACGCCAACGGUAGGCGGCACGAACUUAGUUCUGAGCUCGCAGCCACAGUUUACUGCUCCCUAUCCACCAUAUCAUACGGCGCAUUUGGCUGCGACACGACCUGCCCUCAUUUCGGCCCACACUGCGACAGCUCUCCCGCCGGGCACUGCAUUCCGACCUCCAGUGUAUCCUGCGAUGCAGCACAACGGAGAGAUUCUUUAUCCGUAUACGGCCCAGGUUGCAACUGUUGGUGGAGGCGCUACCAUAACCUUUCUGCCUCCCUCUGUCGCAGCGCCGGUAGCUGCUAGUACACAGACUCUUCAAACAAUCCGGUCAGUUGUCUCAUCCCAGCAACCACCCCAACAACAACAACAACAGAUCCAGUCGCCACACACGCAACCUCCGCUAUUACAUCAGAAGGUGCCUACAGCCUAUACGCCACCAGCAGUCGUUGGCGCAGCACCUUCUCAGCACCCUCCAAGUGCUACCACUCCAACGGGGAUGUACUCGUCUAUGUCCUGCUUCAAUUGCGGUUCCCAGAAGCACACCGGAUUGGACUGUCAAGAAGCUUCCAUGGAAGAUGUGACGCGGAAUUCUGUAUACAAGUUGGAUUACAAUGCCGCAAUUGCGGCCGCAGCAGCAGCGGCCGCCGCAGCCGCCGCUGCCGCAGCUUCGGUGUCAGGGUCACCCCAACCAAACAGUGUUACGCAAGUUGCCUCAGUAACCGCACCAUCGUCAUCAUCACCGCCUACGUCCGCUCUAGUGUCGUCUCUGCCAUCUGCAGUGUUGUCUUCUGGCGUUUCGCCGGCGUCGUCGUCCUCGUCGUCUUCGUCAUCUUCUUCGUCAUCGUCUUCAUCCUCUUCUUCGCUAGCGUCCUCCUCGGUUGCGUCUUCAACGACGGCACUGCCGCUACCGCCGCCACCACACCAACAGCAACUGCAUGGAGCCAAUCUUAUUAGCAGUAGUAGUAGUAACAAUAGCUCGCUAGAUGCCCCCACAUCUGUAUCAACACAAACAAUAAUUAAUCAAACGGAUAGCAGUAGUAGUAGUACUAUCAGUAAGUGAUUAUCAAUCUAAACUAAACUUCAAAAAAAAGAAAGAAAAAAAACACAUAUUCUAUAAGAAGAAAAAAUAAUUUAAUGGUAACUAGUGAGUAUACUCUCCAAAAAAGGAUAAAAAUCUAAACAGUUGUAGGAAACAAAAUCACCCAAAAAAAUUCUGAGUUAAUCAGAACUAAUUGCGUGGAACAGUGAACACAAAAUUAGCAAAAAGAAACGAUUUUUAUUGCUACGGUUAUUAUCCAAAUGAACAUAGUGAAGAAAAUGGGUUUAAGAGAGAAAAAGAGUUAGACCAAAUGUUGGCUUUGAAAGCGUGCUCCUACCGAGGUUUGAAAAGGAUCGGGUUUAAUUGGUUGGCAACGAUUUGAUUCCCGAAAUAGUAACUUUCUCUAUUGUUGUCAAGUGCCAUUUUAUUGUAAUUUUUAAACUAGACACGCGACUGUGAACGAAAACAAAACAAAUUCAUAGUGAUAAUGAACAUUAAAACUAAAUAUCCUACAACUAAAGAAAAAACUGAAAAAACAGGCGCGCGAUAUUUUUUGAAGCAAAGCUUUCUAACAAGGUAAGGGAGACAACCAAAAGAGCAACGAAGUAGGAGCACGGCAAACGAGAGGAAUCUUAUUGACUAAGAUCAAGCAUCAACUAAACACGGUCUUAAGGUGUUUUUGUGUUCGCCUAGAACAAACCCAAUCACUCAGAAUAUUUAUUUUGCUUUAUAUUUUCUUUUUAUUUUAUAGUUUGCCAAUAAUGCUAUCGCUUCGAGUAGUUUUUUUGUUCCGUAUAGUUUUCAGUUUUUAGGAUAACUACUUAUCAUUAUUACGCUAUAAGGACUCUGCUCUGCGGGCAGGUAAAAAAAGAUUGUAGGAGAUCAAGUUCAACAGUAAUCGAAACAUACUUUUAAAUGUUUAUUUAAAAAUAGUUAUGAUUUAAUGUAAUACAGUGUAAAUGUACUUGUUGAUACGGUUAAGCAUUUGUUUUCGUUUCAUUUGGUUCGAUUGUGUCCUUUCUUUCGCGAUCUGAAUUCAGUGGCCCUGUUUGACGAAUAAUCGUUAUGCGCAGCUAGAGCUCGAUCUUUCUUUUCUCAGCGUAGCCUCAAAAUUAGUAAAUUUUAGUAGUACUUAAGGUUGAACCGAAAAUUGAAAACGAAAAACGCCGUUUGCUUUAGUUUUCAUUUAGAUUUAACAAAGAGUAUGGAAAAAACUCUUAUUUUUGGGUUUUCAACCAACUCCGUUGA
Molecule: messenger RNA, 5173 nt
Organism: Topomyia yanbarensis
Lineage: Eukaryota; Metazoa; Arthropoda; Insecta; Diptera; Culicidae
Product: serine-rich adhesin for platelets
Exons: 4
Coding region: 1121-3946 (941 amino acids)
Source: RefSeq, a predicted model, not a curated record